AUGAUGAAUACAAAUACAACAUUUAAUUUUCGACCAAGUAUUCGACCAGCUCAACUUGAAUUACAUAUUCAACGUUUUAAUAUGACACAUCAUGCAUCAUGUUUAAUUGCAAUAGCUAAACCUGUUUAUCAAGCAAUAAAUCGUAAUUCAUCAAAUCAUCCAUUUAUUGUUUUUGUUCCAUCACAAACUGCUUUACGUGGUGUUGCUUAUUUACAUGAAAGUUUAAAUCAUAAAGAUCGUACAAUUGUUGAAGAAUUAUAUACAGCUGGUGGUUUACAAGUUUGUAUUGUAUCAUGUAAUAUGUUAUGGACAUUAUAUUUAUUUUCAUAUUUGGUUAUUAUUAUGGAUACAAAAUAUUAUGAUAGACAAGAUCAUACAUAUGAUGAUUAUCCUAUAAGUGAUAUUUUACAAAUAAUUGAUUGA
Molecule: messenger RNA, 423 nt
Organism: Rotaria sp. Silwood2
Lineage: Eukaryota; Metazoa; Rotifera; Eurotatoria; Philodinida; Philodinidae
Source: the annotation of a GenBank genome assembly